Messenger RNA from Limanda limanda (common dab), 2820 nucleotides. RefSeq names its product netrin receptor UNC5D-like. The record is from RefSeq and is a predicted model, not a curated record. Bases 1 to 2820 code for a protein of 939 amino acids. Gene Ontology annotation, molecular function: protein binding; netrin receptor activity. Lineage: Eukaryota; Metazoa; Chordata; Actinopteri; Pleuronectiformes; Pleuronectidae. Gene Ontology annotation, biological process: netrin-activated signaling pathway. The transcript is spliced from 18 exons. Gene Ontology annotation, cellular component: membrane.
AUGGGACAGUUUUCGGGGGGAUGCUACUUGACUUUCGCCGCCACCCUCGUGCUUCUCGCUCCGCUCGUCCCGGCCACGCUGGCCAGAGGUGCCCGAGGUGAAUCCCUGCAGCAUGGCCAGGCCGGGACGCUGCCCCGCUUCCUGGAGGAGCCUGUUGACGCUUACAUCGUCAAGAGCUACCCCAUCAAGCUCCAGUGUCAAGCUCGGCCCGCUCUCCAAAUAUUCUUCAAGUGCAACGGUGAAUGGGUGCACCAGAGCCAGCACAUGUCUCAGGAGCACACCGACCUGGGCACAGGGCUGAAGAUCCGCGAGGUGAUGAUCAACGUGUCCCGUCAGCAGGUGGAGGACUUCCAUGGCCCGGAGGAUUACUGGUGCCUGUGUGUCGCCUGGAGUCACCUGGGAACCUCCAAGAGCCGCAAGGCAGCCGUCCGCAUCGCCUACCUGAGGAAGAACUUUGAGCAGGACCCCCAAGGCACUGAGGUGCCUCUGAACGGCAUGAUUGUGUUGCACUGCCGUCCCCCAGAGGGAGUGCCUGUGGCUGAGGUGGAAUGGCUAAAAAACGAAGAGCCUCUAAGCUCUGACAGUGUUACCGAUACAAGAGGCGACCAUAAUCUCAUAAUUUCAGACGCUCGCCUGUCUGAUUCCGGAAACUAUACCUGCGUUGCCAGCAACAUUGUGGCCAAAAGACGCAGUGCCACGGCAACUGUUGUAGUCUACGUGAACGGAGGGUGGUCAUCAUGGACAGACUGGUCCCCAUGUAAUGUUCGCUGUGGUCGUGGUGUGCAAAAACGUUCCCGCACUUGCACUAACCCAGCUCCGCUCAACGGGGGAGCCUUUUGCGAGGGCAUGUCGGUGCAGAAAAGCACCUGUAACACACUGUGUCCAGUCGAUGGCAGCUGGGGAGAGUGGAGUGAGUGGUCAAUGUGUAGUUCAAGCUGCGAAAGGCAACGCAGCAGAGAGUGUACGGCCCCGGAGCCCAAACACGGAGGACGGCUGUGUGACGGGGUAGCGCUGGCGACAGACAACUGCACCGGAGGCCUCUGCACACAGAAUGGGAAGUUGCUACAUGAUGCAAAGCCACAAGGUGUGGAGAACGGCAGUGACGUGGCCUUGUAUUCGGGCCUGGCAGCAGGCGUGGUGACGGUGGUGCUGCUGAUCGUCGCUGUCACGCUUUAUCGAAGAAGCCAGAGCGAGUACGGUGUUGACGUCAUCGACUCAUCCGCCCUCACCGGGGGCUUUCAGUCCUUCAGCUUUAAGACCUCUCGCCAAGCAAACCCCCUGCUGAUUAACUCAUCCCUGCAACCUGACCUGACAGUGUCGCGCACCUACACCAGCCCCAUGUGUUUCCAGGACUCCAUUGACAAGGAGCUGAUGGCCGAGCGCUCGCUCCUUGACCCGUUACCAGAUCUCAAGGUCAAAGGGGUGGCAGAGAGGGCAGAGUACCACGUCAUGUCCCACCCUCAGACAUUUCCACGGGGCCUGGCUCCAGACUACAGAGGAGUUGCAGUGGGGACGACGCUGGGCAGGAGAAGCAAAAACCUCUUCACUCCGCAAGUCUCUCUGACUCCCAGCAGGCCUCUCCACAAAGCUACAGCAGUGUUUGGCCACACUGGGGGCCAGCUGGUGGUUCCGAACACAGGCAUCAGUCUGCUGGUGCCUCAUGGGGGGAUCGCAGAAGACACUACCUGGGAAAUGUACAUGUUCAUCAACCAGGAGGACAGCAGUUCUCUGUUCGAGGACGGGCCCGAGAUCUUUUUGAGCCCUGCAGUCACGUAUGGACCACCAGGCCUCGACCUGUCCUGUCCCAUAGCCAUGACCAUAGCCCAUUGUGGGGAGGUUGCCGCUGAUAAUUGGACCAUUCGUCUGAAGAGACAAAUGCAGGACAACAAGUGGGAGGAAGUGAUGUCUGUGGAUGAGGAGAGCACAUCCUGCUACUGUCUGCUGGAGGCCCAGAGGUGCCACGUGCUGCUGGAGCAUCCAGGCCGCUACGCCCUGGUGGGGGAGCCGCUGAACCAGGAGGUGUCCAAGCGGCUGAGGCUGGCUGUGUUCGGCAGUCUGGAUACGAGCAGCAGUCUGGGCUUCACCCUCAGGGUUUACUGUGUGGACGACACGCCCCAUGCUUUUCAGGAGGUGGCGGUGGGUGAGCGCAGCAGGGGCGGGCGACUGCUGGAGGAGCCGAAAAUUAUGCUGUUCAGGGGGAACUCUUUCAGCCUCCAGGUUUCCAUCCAGGACGUCCCACAGUUACUCUGGAGCAUCAAACCUUUCACCACCUGCCAGGAGUUCUCCUUUUCUCAGGUGUGGGCCAGUAACCAGCGUCCCCUGCAGUGUGCCUUCUCUUUGGAGCGAUACAGCCACUCCACGUCUCAGCUCUCCUGCAAGAUCAGCGUGCGACAGGUGAAAGGCGAGGAGCAGAUCCUCCAGGUCUACACGUCUGUGGUGGAGAAUGAGAAGGGAGUGGUUCCCUUCUUCACUCAGUCCGACUGCACCAUCACCUCUCAGACAGGGUCAAGGGCCUUUAAAAUCCCCCUGUCCAUCCGUCAGCGGAUCAGUGCCACCUUUGACACCGCUAAUGCCAAGGGGAAGGACUGGCGGCUCUUGGCUCAAAAGCUCCACAUAGACAGGAACCUGUGCUACUUUGCUUGUCAGGAGAGCCCAUCAUCUGUGAUCCUGAGUCUCUGGGAAGCUCAGCACCAGGACUCGGGGGAUCUGGACUCUCUGGCCAGCGCCCUAGAGGAAAUUGGCAAGGUCCAGUCCCCCACGUCCGCCACACUUGGCUGCAGCAGAGAAGAGCGGGACUCUGGAUUCACGAAACUUGGGUAG